ACUACAGGUGUUCUCGGUUGCUAAGCGUCGCACAAAGAGCAGGGGAAAGUUUCAGUUAUUAGCAUCCAGGAAGACUUUUAACCGUAAGCUUUACGAAAUUAAAAACGAAUUUAGUUAGCAACAGCUCAUCUAACGUUGAGAUAGUUGAUGUAUACUGACAGAUCAUUGGAUCGUAAUUUGGACUACAAUUUAGUUCGGAAAUGGGUCGAGUGAGGCGUGCCAGUGGAAUACCAAACAAACCAGAUACACCCGUGCGGAACAAACGAGAAAAGCACAAGAGACUUCUGCCAAACAAGAAAUAUGAAGCUUUUGCAGAGGAGCCUGGGGUGGAAGAGAUGCAUGUUCCCGCUGUCAAACCAACCAAACCAGUGUUUAGACACAUUAAGACUGUCCAAAAAAAAUCUGGGUUAUGCUUGAGCAGGCCUCCAUCUACUGAAAACUCCAGCAACAAAACGCAUGCCGUGCCAGCUUCUAGGAGAUCUAGUUACAGAGUGUCAGCAUCAGGUCACCAAACAAUUCAAACCACUCCCAGGAUAGAGGCCGCUAAAGGUGGUGACAUGCUAGUUAACGAUGAAGAGCAAAACAUGACAGUAACAUCUGAAAGUGUCAUGUCAUCUAGCAUGGAGUCAGACACUCCUUUCAUCUGUAACGCUGAUGAUGAUGAUGAUGAUGAUGAUGAUGAUGAUGAUGAGGACGAAGACUGCUCCUUUGCAUCAUCUUUCAGCAGUCUUCCCUCCCCGGAGACCUUUAGAAGAGAUAUAUAUGUGGAGACAUCAACCUUUCCUAUUAAGGAGGGGCUUGGGCUUCAUCUUAACAUAAAAAACUCCACCUUGCUUAAUGUGAGCAACGCUGAGACCGUACACAUGCAUCAGCCCCUAAACCUUUCUAGCAUCAUCGAUGUCUCUGAGAUUGUUGACGAAAAGAACUGUGGGAUCAACCAACAUGGAAGACCUGAAGCUGAGACCAGAAAACAUGUGGACUCAUUUAAAUCAGAGAAGGCUUUGGAGUUGAAACCCCCCCCAAAACUCACCAACAGGAUGACCAUUUCAUACAAGAAGAAGGUCUCGUUCAAAAGCCCCAUCAUUCUGGACACCUUGGAAGCAAAAUACAUCCCAGGCACCAAAUUAACCAUUUACCGCAACAAUGAACCAGCCCACACAUCAAGCACUUCUGAGCCGAAUGAAACGGACACAUCCUCAGCUGGUAACUUCAGUUAUAAAGAAAAAGCAUUAAAGCUGAAGGUGAGGUCGAAAAGGCCUGUAAUAAUAAGCCGGGAAUCAAAGUUCUUUGACUUUGUCGACGACAGUGACAGUGAUGCAUUCUUUGAUAUAAUGAGAAUACGUGGUGCCAAACUCAGAAGUGCUCCUUUAUUUCCUCUCACAGCUCCGCCUCCUAUGUAGAACCUUCUUUUUUGUGACUUCUUAAGGCAAAUUAAUGUAUGUUAAGAUUUUGUCUUUUUCCCAGAAUCAAGAUGUAUAGAGGUAUGUAUGUUAACUAUCCUGUAAAAGAGUAAUCUGAUGUCAGUGUAUGAGGCUGUCAUAAUGUCUCAAAUGAUCAUUUAAAUGUGAUGCAUUCUUUAUUUAAAGAGAAUAAUUAAAAAGGCAUGCCCUGCCAUGUAUUUAAGUGCUUGCACAUCAUAUAUUUUGAGUGUGACUUUUUAACUUGCCUUUCUUCUCAACCUUGUCCUUUUAUUACCUUGUUACUGUAUCCUACAAACCUUGACAUGUACCUCUGGUUACCUUUUGUUUUCUACAGUUGUCAGAGAAAUGUCUGUACAAAGUGACCACUAGAUGUCAGACCUGUAUUUUUUUUACGGCGCCUUUUCACCUCUCCUGUUAUAUUGUUCUAUCAUUUAAAAUAUAUAUGUUGUUUUUGUUGCAUUUUUGUGUUAUUAAUUCUUUACUCUAUUUGUUUGUGCCAUAAUUGCAUCGAAAAUUGUAAUGUAAGCAAAGAGCUUAAAUGUAAGCUAAUUUGACUUUUUGGUCGUCUAUAUUUUCAAGGACUCCCUGCUAAUGUAGGCCUACUAAUUUCCGAUCGUCAAAACAUUUCAAAACUAAAUGAAUGUACAAUAAAGUAAUAAAUGG
Notothenia coriiceps (black rockcod) is the source of this 2084-nucleotide messenger RNA. RefSeq lists its product as uncharacterized. The transcript is spliced from 8 exons. The coding region runs from base 201 to 1400 and encodes 399 amino acids. Lineage: Eukaryota; Metazoa; Chordata; Actinopteri; Perciformes; Nototheniidae. The record is from RefSeq and is a predicted model, not a curated record.